This is a messenger RNA of Kockovaella imperatae, 1188 nucleotides long. RefSeq lists its product as hypothetical. NCBI's taxonomy places the organism in Eukaryota, Fungi, Basidiomycota, Tremellomycetes, Tremellales, Cuniculitremaceae. The record is from RefSeq and is a predicted model, not a curated record. The transcript is spliced from 2 exons. Bases 189 to 1130 code for a protein of 313 amino acids.
CAGCAUUCCGACCCUUACACCAGAGCGAGACUGUGGAUAUAAAAAGGGACGAGGAGGGACCUGCCAAGCGGUCACUCAAUCACCCAUCGCUUUCAACAACAUAGUUCUCUUCACCAGAUCAACUCCAAUCUCACAUUGACACUAUAUCACACUCUCACCUCACUCAUACUCCCCUUCACCCUCUUGCCAUGUCCAAACUCCUCGUCAUCCUCGGAGCCACCGGUAAUCAAGGCGGAUCGGUCAUCCGGUCGAUCCUAGCCGACCCUCAAGCCAAGUCUCAAUUCUCACUUCGAGGCAUCACACGAGAUCCAUCGUCUGCAAAGUCUCAGAAACUGUCUUCGCAAGGUGUCGACUUGGUCAAGGCGGAUCUGGACGAUACCGAAUCGCUGAAAAGGGCAUUCGAAGGUGCUCAUGGUGUUUUCGCAGUGACAGACUUCUGGUCACUCGGAGACAAUGCAAAGGAACGUGAGACUCAACAGGGUAAAAACAUUGGCGAUGCGGCCAAGGCAGCGGGAGUCAAGCAUUUGGUGUACAGUAUGCUUUACAACGUGAAUGAUGCAACCAAGGGGCGACUCAGCAAAGUCUACCACUUUGACUCAAAAGCCGACGCUGCAGACUACAUCGACAGUCUCGGUGUACCCAACACUAAAUUCAUGCCUGGAUACUUCCUCUCCAACUUCGUCACUGGCUUUAAUCCCAAUCCUCAGACAGGAGCCCUCACUCAAUUCAUUCCCAUCAGCCCUUCUAGCAAAGUUCCAAUUUUCGACGCCGAGGCCGAUACCGGCAAAUUUGUCAAGGCAAUCUUUUUGAAGCCUGAUCAGACUCUUGGGAAGCAUAUCAAGGCAGCGACGGCAUACCUCACAUACGAUGAGAUUGCAUCCACCUUGGCCAAACUUCGACCCACCAAAGCCAAGGGGGCGUCUGCGGUUCAGAUCCCGAGGGAGAACUUUCUUCAGGCUCUUGAGGGUAGAGGCAUGCCUCAAGCUAUCGCCGAAGAUUUGACUCAAAUGUUUGAGUUCAUCGAGAACCCAGGAUACUUCAGAGGCGAGCAGCUCUCGACUGAUAUACUGGAUGAACCGGCUACGACAUGGGAGCAGUUCAUUGAAAAGACGCAGCAGUGGAACGAGUAGAUAUAGCAGGGACAAAUUAGAUCAUUCUCUCCCUUGUAUGCAUGCGGCUCUCACGUAC